AAAAGGACCGGUAGUUUAAGAAGAAUGUAAAGCCAUAAGCGCUGUGACCUGGCAAGGCAUUACCAAAUUCUGCUUCCGUCUUAGCGGGUCACCCAAACUUACCAGCCAUUGUUGCGCUGGCCACUGCUUUCUCUCUUCCCACUAACUCCAUCACUCUUCAAUGCCCUCCCAGUCGUCUUCCUCGUCGGCUUCGUCCUCUACUUCCUUCCAAAAGAUGAAGAAACGUAGAUUGUCCCGAGAGCAACUCUUAAAGAGUCUUGAGAUCUUGGGUCCUCUUGCAGCACCGCUGCCACCAGACCUCCCACCGUCACCCCCCGCAUCCCGGUCAAACUCCCCUACCGCACCAGCCAUUAAGAGAAAGCAUGAAUCCUCACUGGAACAUGAUGUCGUCAAGCGUUCUAGAACCAACGGGCUGCCAGAGAAGCCCUCCUCACAUCACCAUCAUCAUUAUCACCCACCACCACCUCCUCCUUCACAACCGCUCAGGUCUUCAAACGCAGUUCCUUCAUUCAACUUGCGUUCUGAGCCAUCAGAGGAUGGAGAAGUACGAGAAGAUACCACUGCCGUGACGCCUCGGGGUCCGGCGCCUGCUGUUCUGUCAACCACUGUGCCUGUGCGGCGUCCGCGGCGCGGACGUCCAACACUCGCCUCCUUCGAUGAAAUGCAUGAUAAAUACCACAACUAUGGUAGGAAGCUCAAGUAUUCAGGCGAUGCUCGCUUCUGGUCGACAUAUCCUGCUACACACAAGGAGUACCGUCCACUGGCUAGCCCACCGGCUCCAAACUCCCCAUACCAUAAGCAUGGAGGGCUCAUUGCGCGACUCGAGCUCGUAGACGCACUUGUAUGCUUCACCUACUCAUUGUGGAGCAAGGAUUUCAGCAGGAAAUCAUGCUUCCGUGAGACUUGGGCUACCAUCGAGGCAUUCCUCGGGUGGUGUAAAAAUAAAUGGAUCGCUGAGCUUGAUACGAUCGGCGAUCGUGAAAAAGCCCUCUUGGGCUUGAUCUGGAUGAUUGAAGGAUUCAUCCACGGGCGAAAGUUCUUUUUUUCAGCAAAGACGGUCAUAGAACCCGAAAUGGACCGCAUAUGGGCAAAAAUGAAGGCUGAGAUGGCGAUGCUCAGCAGCAAUGCGGAGAAAGCGGACGGACAGCCCACACCACCAAUGCUUCCUUCUCCCGCAAGCAUAGCUCCUGCCAAUAGUGCAAACUCCACACCUAUAAACAACAGUGCGAGCGGCACUCCGAGUGUGAACACCUCUAAUAGUAUCAGUAUGGCCAACUCGCCCGCUCCCUCCCGCCCAGCACCUCCAAUUUCUACCGCACUCCCACAGUAUAUGCAUUGUCUUCUGCCUCAGACAGCCAAGGGUCAAAGCGCGAGCUACAACAUGAUCGAAGCAGCCGCCAAGGCAACGGCGACCAUUAAUCCCGCGCUCACGUUCAACGUCAAAGAGCUAUCCGGUGGCGUUAUGGCCGCGGGGUACUGUAUGGAGUUUGCUCAACGCACUCUGACCCUGCCCAUAUUGGCACGCCAUUAUCCCACGACAUUUGCCCGGAUGAUGAGUUCCAGUCUGACUGCGCACGAAGAACACGAGCCUGACAUUGAAGAUGAAGAAGGGGAACUGUUCUGGCCUGGCCAGUGUGUAACUGGAGAGGGUCUCGGUUGGGUUUGCCUGAUGGGUAAAGCCAUGAUCAAGGAAUUCGGCCGAGACAUUGGCUAUCUCGGACUUGCCGGCGUCGUCCCUAAGCCCGCUCCUGGACCGAUAACAGGCGAUUCAUCCCGACACGCAUCCGUACUCCGGUAGCAAGCCAUAAGAGCCAUACCAUUCCACGCGAUUCUCAUUUCUUGUCGGCAUCAUCAUCUGGAGUCAUGAUUUUACUUGCAAUCCACGGAAGAUCUUGGAUGGAUUUUCUCGGAUUUCAUUGCGGAGAAGGUUUUCAAGCCUUCUGGAUCUCUCGCCCUAUCGCGCCAGCUCAAUGGACGUUGCCUACGCUUUAGCGACCUCGCCCAACCCUUCGUAGCACCCUUGCUGCAGACCAGUGCAUUUAGCGCUCUCAACUUUAGAUCAAACUUGUAUUAUUACUCAUAUCAACUUGUCAU
Suillus subalutaceus is the source of this 2094-nucleotide messenger RNA. RefSeq lists its product as uncharacterized. The record is from RefSeq and is a predicted model, not a curated record. Bases 161 to 1798 code for a protein of 545 amino acids. NCBI's taxonomy places the organism in Eukaryota, Fungi, Basidiomycota, Agaricomycetes, Boletales, Suillaceae. The transcript has 4 exons.